AUGAGGAACUCAGAGUCAUAUCCACCAGAGUCUCGACCUCUAAUGAGCGAACUACAGAACGAAAAAUCCAUUGCACCAGGUUCAGACCGGAGCAAGGAUAUCGAUAUCCCUGUUCUCAAUCUGGAGAGUUUGGACGUGGAGAAACUGAGAGAAGCAUGCAAAGACUGGGGGAUAUUCCAUUUGGAGAACACUGGCAUACCGUUAACGUUGAUGUCACAGGUGAAAGAGAUGAUGGAGUCGGUGUUGAGUCUUCUUAAUGAGAAACGGACGUUGUUCGGCGUUAACUCUCCGUUAUCAUAUUACUGAGGAUCCAAGGCUGUAACGAGGGCACGACAAGAAUGUAGUGGUCACUUGUUCGAAGGCAUCAACGUUCGUCUUGCUUCUCUGUCUCGUAUUCUUCCACUUUCUUGUUCUGAUCCCAAGUUCGAGUCAUUAAGGUACUGAAAUUUUUUCUUUGACUUCAUCGGUGGUUUAAGUUGGUUUAAAGAAGUAAUCAAAUUUAUAUAUACUAGAUUCUUUGCAUAGAUAACAUUAAAUUUAAAAUCUUGAUUAAUUCAAUCUACAUUUCGCCAAUCAAUGAUGACCGGCGACUAGAUUUAUGAAGACACAGUAACUCUGACUGAUAACACCGAGGUAAAAGUCGAGGCUCAUACCGGCAGUUCGGUGAUAUUGAUGAUAAACCAAGGCGACGUUGGUGGGCUAGAAUUCAUGAAAGAUGGGGAAUGGUUUAAUGUCACGCCUCAUGCCAAUUCUUUUGUCAUUGGACUCGGAGAUAUGAUGCAGGUAGUAAGUGAUGAUGAGUACAUGAGUGUGUUGCAUAAAGUGGGAAAGAGGCUGAAAAAGAAAGAGAGAUACUCGAUUGUCUACUUUGUGUUCCCCGAGAAAGACUGUGUGUUUAAAUCGAGUCUAUAGGUCAUUUACAUUCGCAGAUUUUGAAUUUAGGUUAAGCUUGAUGUUGAGACCCAUGGAAGAAAAAUAGGCCUUUCUAGGUUCCUCAGCAACCGCUGUGUUUGA
Messenger RNA from Camelina sativa (false flax), 1014 nucleotides. The record is from RefSeq and is a predicted model, not a curated record. Lineage: Eukaryota; Viridiplantae; Streptophyta; Magnoliopsida; Brassicales; Brassicaceae.